AUGUUUCUAACUAGACCCAACCACCUGAGUCAUGAACAGUACUUCGAGCGUAAUUGCGAGUUCUUCCAAGAAGCUCUCCUAAGGGAGUCCCGCUCGCUUCAUCUUUUGGAAGAUCGCCGCCCAGAAACCAUUCUGGCCAUUUAUGAUCUGAUCGUUCAUCUAGAGAUCAUCGGACAGCUCGCUGAGACUAUGGCCAGAAAGUCCCCGAUGUGUCCAACUGUCCUAAUUAGCCCCCCGAGCUAUUUCACCAGUGAAUUCCAAGACUAUUGCCGCGCAAGGAUUUUGCCUGGCUUGGCUAGGUCGUUAACCUGCCUUAGGGAGUCGAGCACUAUCUAUCGCGAUAUUAACUACACUGUCGCUGGUCAAUUGGAGGCGGCUCACGAGGAAAUGGCUUUUGUUCUGGAUAGUCGGGAAUAG
This is a messenger RNA of Penicillium digitatum Pd1, 417 nucleotides long. RefSeq lists its product as uncharacterized. NCBI's taxonomy places the organism in Eukaryota, Fungi, Ascomycota, Eurotiomycetes, Eurotiales, Aspergillaceae. The record is from RefSeq and is a predicted model, not a curated record.